Molecule: messenger RNA, 3138 nt
Organism: Diaporthe citri
Lineage: Eukaryota; Fungi; Ascomycota; Sordariomycetes; Diaporthales; Diaporthaceae
Exons: 2
Coding region: 1-3138 (1045 amino acids)
Biological process (GO): rRNA processing
Cellular component (GO): small-subunit processome; Pwp2p-containing subcomplex of 90S preribosome
Molecular function (GO): protein binding
Source: RefSeq, a predicted model, not a curated record
AUGCCUCACUCCGAGCAGAAUGACGCUCCGCUUGUCAAGCGCCAGAGAGUCGGCGCCCCAGCCAAAUCUGCCUCCCAAGCACCAAAAGGAUCCAGAAUAUUUGCGCCGUUCAGGACCGUCGGCCUGGUCUCCCCGACCACUGUUCCCUUCACAUCAAUACCCCUGGGCAAAACAACCUUCCAGAUAACCACCUCAGUGGGCCGAUCUCUCCAGACAUACGAUCUUAAGCGCGGCCUGAACCUCGUCUUCAUCACUCGUCCCCAGGCCCCCGCCGAUGUAACAGCAACAUACGCUUGGAAGGAGAAGGUAUUUGCUGCCUGGGGCGACUCGCGCAAUGGCGGCCCUCAAGGGCUCUGGAUCUUCCAGCGGGGCAAGAAGGUCGCAGAACUGCCGCUGCCCAGCGACCUUGACCAACCCAUACGGCAGAUUCUCAUUUUCGGUUCUUGGAUAGUGGCCUGCUGCUCGACGAGGAUCGAGGCAUGGAAGACCGCCACCUACGAACACUACACUACCCUGCACGCAGUGGCCUCGAAGACUGGAGACAACGAGCUGACUGGCGGCAUUUGCAACAUGCCAACCUACUUGAACAAGAUCUUUGUCGGGCGCCGGGACGGCUGGGUCGAAAUUUGGAACAUCAGUACUGGAAAACUGGUUUAUACCAUUCUGCCUCCAUCACAGAAGUGCGGCGCCGUUGCCUGCCUGGAGCCAACCCCAGCGCUAUCGCUGCUCGCGAUAUCCUAUUCGAACGGCCCUCUGAUCAUUCAUGAUGUUCUAAUGGACAAGAGAGUAGUCCAAUUAAUGGCCGGUACGGAGGAGGCACCGGUCUCUGCGAUCUCAUUUCGAACGGAUGGUCAGGGUGCAGGACAAGAUGGGCGGAAGGACGGCGUGAUGGCCACGGCAACGACGAAAAAUGGCGACAUUACGUUCUGGGACCUCAACAAAGGAGGCAGGAUCAUGGGUGUCCUUCGCAGCGCCCACAACCCGCCAGCAGUGGAGGGUGCCACCAUCGGCGGCGGAGUGAGCAAGGUUGAGUUCCUUCCCGGCCAGCCAGUUAUCAUCACCAGCGGGUUGGACAACUCCUUGAAGUCGUGGAUUUUCGACGAGAGUCCGUUCACGCCCGUACCGCGAAUCUUACAUUCACGAAGCGGACAUUCUGGGCCGGUGACACGUCUCGAAUUCCUGCCAUCCGACUUUGAUGGUUCUGAAGCUGGCAACAAAUGGCUCUUGAGUGCUGGAAAGGACCGAAGCCUCUGGGGAUGGAGUCUGCGCCGCGACGGCCAGAGCACGGAGUUGAGCCAAGGAGCCAUUCGGAAGAAAGCGAAGAAGAUUGGCAUUUUGUCUCAGUCUGCUCUCAGCCAUGGGCCGACAACCACCCUCGAUGACCUAAAAGCACCCGAGAUUACAUGUAUAUCUUCAUCGCUCAAUCGCGACGGUGGUAUGGGAGCUAUUCCUGGCAAGCAUCAAAUCUGGCAGAAAGGAAACGUCCAGAAGAGGACCGAUGCUGAGCUCAGCGCGAUGACUGGUUGGGAAAGCGUAGUCACUGGGCACAAGGACGAUCCCUAUGCACGAACUUGGUUUUGGGGUCGAAAGAGGGCCGGUCGGUGGGCGUUCCAGACAGGUGAUGGCAUGAACGUCUCCACGGUCGCCAUAAGUCCAUGCGGCACCUUCGCGCUGGUAGGCUCAGAGGGCGGCAAUAUCGACAUGUUCAACUUACAGUCAGGUGUGCACCGACAAAGGUUCCCAUCACGACUGACCCCAGCGCAAGCCAGGCAACUCAGGAUGCACCAGUUGAAACAGGCGGAUUCUGUUCAGGAGCUCCAAGCCCGGUCGAGCAUCAACUUCGCGCCAGGGACUGGAAAGCACACCAAGCCUGUGACCGGAAUUGUGGUAGAUUCGAUGAACAAGCUUGUCAUAUCAUGCUCCUUGGAUGGGACGGUGAAGUUCUGGGAACUCCUUACCGGAAAUUUACUGGAGCAGAUUGAUUGGGCUCCCAUGACAAAGGUAACGGGCUGCAGGUAUCACGCGGCGAACGACCUCAUCGCCUUUUCUUGCGACGACAAUUCCAUCCGUGUGGUGGACAUCGAAACCAAAAAGACUAUCAGAGAAUUCUGGGGCUGCAAUGGUGCGAUUAACGAUUUCUGCUUCUCAAAUGACGGUCGCUGGGUGAUCGCGGCUUCACAAGACUGCAUUGUGCGAAUCUGGGACCUCCCCACCAGCCAUCUCAUUGAUGCCUUCAAGUUCGAGACACCAUGCACGGCGCUGGCCUUUUCAGGGACCGGAGAAUACCUAGCGGUGUCGAAUGCAGACCAGUUGGGGGUGAACAUCUUCACGAACAAAGCCGUUUUCAAGCACAUUCCGACGAGACAGAUAUCGGAGAGCGAGAUCGGUCAUAUCUCGGGUCCCACAACCUCGGGCGAGGGUGGCCAGGGCUUGCUAGAGGCCGCGUUUGAAGAGUCCAGCGCAGAGGACGAGGCAGACGGUGUGGCAGCUCCAAGCCUAGACCAGCUGAGCGCUGACAUGAUGACCUUGAGUCUGGUGCCCAAGAGCAGGUGGCAGACUCUCCUGCACCUUGACCUGAUCAAGAAGCGCAACAAGCCGACAGAGGCACCAAAGGCACCCGAGAAGGCACCCUUCUUCCUGCCGUCGGCAAACGGCGACAAAGCCCAGGGUUUGAAUGCUCCAGCCAACGCGAAGGAAGAGGACGAAUCCAAAUCAAGAAUCACCAAGCUCGACUGGAGCCGAUCACAGGUGACUUUCUCGGCGAGGCUCCGCGACGGCGCUGUCAGUGGCAAAUACGACGACUUCAUCGAGCACAUGAAGUCGCUGUCGCCGUCGGCAGCCGACCUCGAGCUCCGGUCGCUGUCCAUUGGUGACGCCAGCGACAGCGAGGAGAACGAGUUGCUCCAUUUCAUCCGAGCGAUGACGGCCAGGCUGGUAGCCAGACGAGACUACGAGCUGACGCAAGCUUGGAUGACGGUGUUCUUGAAGCUGCAUUUUGAUGUCGUCAUGGAGAGUGAAGUCCUGCUAAGGGAGCUGAAGACGUGGAAGAGCCACCAGGAGAAGGAGAAGGACCGGCUUGAUACCCUCGUGGGCUACUGUGGCGGUGUCGUUGGUUUUAUCAGGAGUCCCAGGACAUAG